UUUUCUUGUGCAGUUCAUCUCCUCUAUACAUUUUCCAAGGACCGUCUGAGUUUAUGCCACCAGAAAAAGGCUUGAAAAGUUUUUUAAGAGAGUACAAGAUGCGUGAAGAUAUUUUAGAUCAGCAGGCAUCACUUCAGCGAGCUAGACUUGAAGCUUCUCUUGCUGAUGGCAUCUCUUGGGGUAUGGCAGAGGAUGCCAUUAUAGAAGAAGCUGAGGAUGAUGGUGAGGAAGUAACUUGGCAAACAUACAAAGGACAGCUUUCGGAAAAGCAGAUAAAAACCCGUGAUAAAAUAACUAAAAGAAUGGAAAAGAUUGCUCAUAUGAAGAAAGAGAUAGAUGCUAUUUGUGCUAAAGACGUCUCUCAAGGUGGAUUGACUCAAGGGCAACAAACUCAGAUCGUGCAAAAUGAACAAAGAACAGAACAGAUUCUGGAAGAGCUUGAAAAUUUGGAAGAGACUCUGAAUGAGAGUAUUCGAGAAAGUUUACGUGCACGUGUUGGGAUGCUAUCUCAUGGUAAGAAGAAAGGAGCAAUUGAAGAAGAAGAAGAACUUUUGAGAUGAAUGACAUGCUUCCAAGCUUGGAAGAACAGGGAGUGUGUCAACUGUACCCAAAAGGCCCAAAUAUUGAUUUUAAGAAGGAACUAAGGUCCCUUAACAGAGAAUUGCAGCAGCACAUUUUGGAACUAGCUUGCUGAUAUUCUUGUGGAGAGACCAUCACAAUAUGCAAGGAGAGUGGAAGAAAUAUCUCUUAUGUUCAAGAACUUGCAUCAUCUUCUGAACUCAUUGCGGCCCCAUCAGGCUAGGGCAACACUAGUUCACAUUCUAGAACUUCAUAUAAAACGACGUAAACAAGCUGUGGAGGAUGUAAAGAGGAGGAGAGAAGAAGCACAGGCACUUCUGAAGGAGUCCCUUGAAUCGUUGGAGGACACUAGUCCAUCUCUUAUGUUGAAAUUGGGAGGGCUCAUAUAUGUUCCUAUUCAAUUAUCAGAGCCCCUCAGACAGUUUCAUCUAAUACCUUUAGGGAGGGUCAUGGAAUCCCACUGGUCAAAGUUUCUCGGACAGACAGUUGUAUCUAGUACCGUCAUGCUUUUAUAUCAGAAACUUCUGGUUUUACCUUUCUAUACUAGUGUUGAGAGGAAAGUAGUCCAUCUAGCUGUUAUUGAAUGAUGGUAUCCAAGCAUUAAUUCAGAUGGCAUGGAUAGAUGGAGGAUAGAUUAGA
Molecule: messenger RNA, 1218 nt
Organism: Rosa chinensis
Lineage: Eukaryota; Viridiplantae; Streptophyta; Magnoliopsida; Rosales; Rosaceae
Exons: 9
Coding region: 54-560 (168 amino acids)
Molecular function (GO): mRNA binding
Source: RefSeq, a predicted model, not a curated record